GAGCGGCAGGGAGCGGCAGGGAGCGGCAGGGAGCGGCAGAGCGGCGCGGGGGCGAUGCGCUGACGCCAUGCGCGCGGGAUGCGCCACCGCGCUCCGCCCGCCCCCGCGGCCACCGCGCUGCUGCUGGCGCUGCUGUUCGCUGGUUGCGCCGGUAACCCGGACGCGAAGCGGCUAUACGACGACCUGCUGAGCAACUACAAUAAGCUCGUGCGGCCCGUGCUCAACGUCAGCGACGCACUAACAGUGCGCAUUAAGCUAAAACUCAGCCAGCUCAUAGAUGUCAAUCUGAAGAAUCAGAUUAUGACAACAAAUCUAUGGGUGGAGCAGAGCUGGUACGAUUAUAAGCUGUCUUGGGAGCCUCGAGAGUACGGAGGUGUUGAGAUGCUACACGUGCCGUCCGACCAUAUCUGGAGGCCUGAUAUAGUAUUAUACAACAAUGCUGACGGAAACUUCGAGGUGACGCUGGCUACAAAGGCGACGCUGAACUACACAGGCCGCGUGGAGUGGCGUCCGCCCGCCAUUUACAAAUCCUCUUGUGAAAUCGACGUGGAAUAUUUUCCAUUUGAUCAGCAGACAUGUGUCAUGAAAUUUGGUUCAUGGACAUAUGACGGAUUUCAGGUAGAUCUCCGGCACAUUGACGAAGUCCGUGGGACUAAUGUUGUGGAGCUCGGUGUUGACCUCUCUGAGUUCUACACUUCUGUAGAGUGGGACAUCCUCGAAGUGCCUGCCGUCAGGAACGAAAAAUUCUAUACGUGCUGCGAUGAGCCGUACCUGGACAUUACAUUUAAUAUCACUAUGCGGCGCAAGACGUUGUUUUAUACAGUAAACCUCAUCAUUCCUUGUAUGGGAAUCUCAUUUCUCACAGUACUUGUUUUUUAUCUUCCAUCGGAUAGCGGCGAAAAGGUGUCGCUCUCCAUCUCCAUUCUCCUCUCACUUACUGUAUUUUUCCUUCUACUCGCCGAAAUAAUCCCACCGACGUCCCUCGUCGUUCCGUUGCUGGGCAAAUUCGUGCUCUUCACUAUGAUUUUAGAUACUUUUAGCAUCUGCGUGACGGUGGUGGUGCUGAAUGUACACUUUCGGUCGCCGCAGACGCACACGAUGGCGCCGUGGGUGCGGCGUGUGUUUAUCCACGUGCUGCCGCGGUUGCUGGUCAUGCGACGACCGCACUGUCGGCUCGACCCUCACAGAAGUCGCUUCGCGGGCAUCGUGGCGCGUGAAGCGAUGGAGCUGACGUGCGUGGAGGCGUCGUCGGGCGCAUGUCGGCUGCACUGCACGCCGCACGCCACGCCACACGCCACACCACACGCCACGCCACACGCCACGCCGCACGCCACGCCACACGCUGCACACGCAGCGCCAGUACAAGACGCGUCCGCACUCUGCGACACGCUGCGCCGUUGGCACCGCUGUCCCGAACUUCACAAGGCCAUCGAUGGCAUCAACUAUAUCGCUGACCAAACGCGGAAGGAGGAGGAGUCUACUAGGGUGAAAGAAGAUUGGAAGUACGUGGCGAUGGUGUUAGACCGGCUCUUCCUGUGGAUCUUCACGCUGGCAGUUGUGGUGGGGUCUGCAGGCAUCAUCCUGCAGGCGCCGACGCUGUACGACGAGCGCGCGCCCAUCGACGUGCGCCUCUCGGAGAUCGCGUACGCGACCGCCAAGCCGCGCCCGCCGCCCCCCCGCUGAGACACCCCCCUCGCGCCCUCCACGUCUCAACGGACUGCCAGAUUUCAGAUUCCUCGCACCGCGUAUAUUAUUAUGAUUACUGUAAAUAAAAUAUAUUAUUAUUAUUAUAGUUUAUACGACGAAUUGACGAAUGAUCGAAAAUCAGUCGAAUUUCUUUUGAUAGACACGAAAUUAAAACGAUUGUUUAC
Parnassius mnemosyne (clouded apollo) is the source of this 1871-nucleotide messenger RNA. The record is from the annotation of a GenBank genome assembly. Lineage: Eukaryota; Metazoa; Arthropoda; Insecta; Lepidoptera; Papilionidae.